Apus apus (common swift) is the source of this 2128-nucleotide messenger RNA. RefSeq names its product RNA binding motif protein 43 (gene RBM43). The transcript has 4 exons. Bases 112 to 1137 code for a protein of 341 amino acids. The record is from RefSeq and is a predicted model, not a curated record. Gene Ontology annotation, molecular function: RNA binding. NCBI's taxonomy places the organism in Eukaryota, Metazoa, Chordata, Aves, Apodiformes, Apodidae.
GGGAGCAGCGGGGUUUGCUGCUGCUCCUCCCGGGGGCGGCGGGGCUCCGGGAGCUCCUCUUUCGCUUUCGGCCCGAGCCCAGCCCAGCCCCGCUCCUGGCCCGGCCCCGGGAUGGCCCAGCGCGGCGGAGCCACGGCAACAGGACAAGCUGCUCAGUCAGCAAGGAGGGUGGUCAUCACUGGUGUUCCAGAUGGCCUCCUGCCCGAUGAUGUCAUGGCUGACAUACUGAUCAUUCAUUUCCAAAUGUCGAAGAAUAAUGGGGGAGAUGUGGAAGAAGUGACCUACCCAACAAAGAGGAAAGGAGUUGCAUACGUAACUUUUGAAGAUCAAGAAGUUGUAGAGCGCGUUCUCAGGAAGGAUGAGCACCGACUAGAAGACAGGAGGUUGUCCAGAUACUAUCCACUGAAAGUGACCCGUUACUGUGAAAACGUCUUCGGCUCUGUCACAUCUGUCCUCAAUCUGUCUGUUUUCAAAGACCAUUUUGUUUUGGAAGAGCUGCUACAAGAACUUCAGAAGAAGAGCACAGCGUUGAGCUUUGGCCCUCUGCAGCCCAAUGGGCAUAUUUCUGUUCAGGGGUCGUUUCCAGCCAUGAAAUUGCUAAGAGACUUGCUCUUGCUAAAAGCAAAAUCCCUUUCAGAGAAGGAGAAAGGAAAAGAAAGAAAGUCCCAGCAGAGUUCAAGGAGGAGGCAACAUGUUCAGGAUGCAGAUGGAGAAAAUCAAAUGGUGGUUCUUGACACGGAUACAUUCCACUACAUGAAGCACUUCUUUCCCAAGACCUUCCUGGUGAAUGAUGUUGUAAUUUCUGCCUCUGCUGAUGGGGAUAUAACUACAGUUUACAUCAAGAGUGCUGGGAGCAGGUCUGAUCCUAGACAGGUAUUAAGAGUCAAAGGGAAUAUUGAAAAUCAGUCUGUAAAACUCCAUAAUGAUUUACGUAAAGAAAGGAUCUGCUAUGAGAAGCACUCCAGAGAGGAAAAGGAGAGAUACAAACGGGUGUGUAGAAGUCUAAGAUCCCAUCACCCUUCUGUUCUGAUCAUUCCUUACGACACUCACAUCGAUGUUAUAGGAACUUCUUCGGAGGUUCUUAAAUUUACAAAGGAGGUGAGCAGUAAGAUUCACAGCCUGUUUCGAACCAGGUAGAAAGUCAGUGCUCAUGCUUUGUGCACCCUGUGCUCCUCAUGCAGACUGUACUGGUGCAGCCUGUGCACCUCUGUGUCACUGCAGAGCUGUCAUGUUUCUCCCAGCUGGGAAGUCUGCACAUGAGGGUGAACAAGCCCAUUCCCCCCAAAUGCCCAAUUAAGUUCAGAACAGGAAACGAUCUUUCUGUCUCUCGUGAGCUUAGAGACCCAAGAAGUUUGGCCUCCUCUGUACAGAUACACCCACCUUUUUGCUUUUGUGAGCUGUGUUCUGUGCACUUGCACACUCAUUCUGUCUUGCUGUCGGGGAGCACAUGAUGAGAGAAGAGUUUUUUUAAAGAGUUCUUAGAGACAUAAGAAGCCAGGCUGACAAAGCAGGGCAAGCCAGUGUGAUAUGAGAUACUGCACUGAAGUUUCUUUGAUCUUCAAGUUCCCUUCCAACCAGGAUGAUUCUAUGAUUCUAUGAUUUGUGCAAGGUUAGGUGACCACUGAGAACCAGAACAGUAGCCUUUUUCUGUUGCCUUUAUCUGCAAAAGGAAGAUCCCAUCAUUGAGAUGUGUGAAGAUCAUAAAGCUUUGACACUUGAGGGGUUGAAAUCCUUACUAAAUUUACAGGCUUGUCAUGUUCUGAGAAGGUAUCAGAAGGUAGCAGUGGAAGUUCUUGACAGUAGAAAAUAAGUGAGUUUUUAAUCGUAGGAGCAAUAAUGUGUUGGGUUUUUUUCUGCUGCAACAACAUCUGCAGCAUCCCUUGACAGCAUGUUAUUCAGACAUGAAAGUAUAUCCCAAGUUUUGAUGGGAAAAUGUUGAAUCAGAUUCUUUUUAUGCAAAUCCAUUUGUAUAUCCAUGACAAGGGUCCAAAUGCCCAUCCCAAUUUAGGCUUUUUAUAAAACCAAUUUAGAAAAGAACUUUUAUUUUGUGAUUUUGUUUUUGGUGAAAACACACAGAGUGCAGAAAAAAGUUAAGUUUUCAUGCCAUUAAAGAAAUCAGUUACAGAAA